Molecule: messenger RNA, 2622 nt
Organism: Macadamia integrifolia
Lineage: Eukaryota; Viridiplantae; Streptophyta; Magnoliopsida; Proteales; Proteaceae
Product: ABC transporter G family member 22-like
Exons: 11
Coding region: 131-2293 (720 amino acids)
Cellular component (GO): membrane
Molecular function (GO): ABC-type transporter activity; ATP binding; ATP hydrolysis activity
Source: RefSeq, a predicted model, not a curated record
GCUGAGAGAUCCAUUUGAUAUUAGUGCACGGUUCGCUUCACUGCAACCACAACCCACAAAAAUCAGCUCCUCCACCUCUCCACUUCAAACCCUCAUCAUCUUCCUUGCUUCCUUCCCCCAUCACAAAGAGAUGGAUACGACACCGCCAACGACGGUGGGGGGACUGGGUAGAACGAAAUCAGAUGUAGUAGAGAGUGGUGGUGGCAGUAGCCUCUCCAGGAAGUUGAGCUUUGGGAAGCGCUUGGCAUCGCCGGGACAAGGCGGCGGGAAUAGCAGAAGCCAUUUAAGGAAGUCGAGGAGCGCACAGCUGAAGAUGGAUUCGGACGAGGUGAGCAGCAGCGCCGCCCUCAGUAGGGCGUCUAGUGCCAGCUUGGGCUUUUCCUUCUCCUUCACGGGUUUCACACUCCCACCCGAAGACAUUACAGAUUUUAACGUUUUCAGCGACGAUGAAAUCGUCCCGGAGGACAUCGAAGCUGGCACUCGCAAGAAGGUUCAUAUGGAGCCCACAUGGCCAAUUUAUCUCAAGUUCACAGAUGUGACAUACAAGGUUGUUCUUAAAGGUGUCAGGACAACAGUAGAGAAGGAUAUCUUAAAUGGGAUUACUGGUUCAGUGAAUCCAGGAGAAGUUUUAGCAUUAAUGGGACCAUCAGGGAGUGGAAAGACUACCCUUCUUAGUCUGCUUGGUGGAAGAUUAAGUGUACCUGCUCAAGGUGGUUCUAUUACUUACAAUGAUCAGCCAUAUUCCAAGUCCCUAAAACGCAGGAUAGGAUUCGUGACUCAAGACGACGUUCUAUUUCCUCACCUAACAGUGAGAGAAACAUUAACAUAUGCAGCUCUUCUGCGAUUGCCAAAAACACUGACAAGACAACAGAAAGAAGAACGAGCCAUGGAUGUCAUCUAUGAGCUUGGCUUGGAGAGGUGUCAAGACUCUAAGAUUGGAGGCUCUUUUGUGAGGGGAGUUUCAGGUGGUGAGAGGAAAAGAGUGUGUAUUGGCAGUGAAAUUCUAAUCAACCCUUCAGUUCUGUUUCUCGAUGAGCCAACCUCUGGCUUGGAUUCGACAACAGCUCUUAGGACUGUUAAGAUGUUACAUGACAUUGCUGAGGCUGGAAAAACAGUGGUGACUACAAUCCAUCAGCCAUCCAGCAGAUUGUUCCACAAGUUUGACAAAUUGAUCCUUCUUGGCAAAGGGAGCUUACUCUACUUCGGAAAAGCAUCAGAAGCAAUGGUUUAUUUCUCUUCCAUAGGAUGUUCCCCUCUCAUUGCCAUGAAUCCAGCGGAAUUCCUGCUAGAUCUAGCAAAUGGAAAUAUAAAUGAUGUUUCCAUACCAUCAGAAUUAGAGGAUAAAGUGCAUAUGGGAAAUGCAGAAACUGAAACAAGAAAUGGAAAGCCAUCUCCUACAGUGGUGCAUGAGUACCUUGUUGAGGCCUAUGAGACAAGGGUGGCAGAAAAUGAGAAGAAGAAACUCAUGGCGCCGAUUCCUAUCAAUGAAGAAUUCAAGUCAAAGGUAAUGAGAGAAUGGGGGGCAAGCUGGUGGGAACAGUACUGUAUCCUGUUUCAGAGAGGCCUCAAAGAAAGGCGGCAUGAUUACUUAAGCUGGUUGAGAAUCACCCAAGUUCUAGCGACAGCAAUUAUUUUAGGUUUGCUCUGGUGGCAGUCAGAUGGUACUACCCUGAAAGGACUCCAAGAUCAGGCAGGAUUGUUGUUCUACAUCUCUGUAUUUUGGGGCUUCUUUCCUGUUUUCACAGCAAUCUUCACAUUCCCUCAAGAGAGGGCCAUGAUAAACAAGGAACGAGCAGUAGACAUGUACAAACUAAGUGCAUAUUUUCUUGCUAGGACAACAAGUGAUCUGCCACUUGACCUUUUCCUACCUAUACUCUUCCUACUCGUCGUUUACUUCAUGGCAGGCUUGACAUUGAGUGUUGGCUCAUUCUUCCUAAGCAUGCUUACUGUGUUCCUUUGCAUUAUAGCAGCUCAGGGGCUCGGACUGGCUAUUGGUGCUAUGCUGAUGGAUGUAAAGAAGGCAACAACUCUGGCUUCUGUAACUGUGAUGACAUUUAUGUUGGCUGGUGGCUUUUUUGUCAAGAGAGUUCCAGUGUUUAUAUCAUGGAUCCGUUAUAUUUCUUUCAACUACCAUACCUACAGGCUUCUUCUAAAGGUGCAGUACGAUCAUAAAACUCCUGCCAUAUAUGGAAUGAAACUGGACAGUGGAAUUUCAGAAGUAGUUGCCUUGGUUACCAUGGUUUUCGGAUAUCGUAUUCUAGCAUACCUCUCAUUGCGGAGAAUGAAGCUCUGAUUUUGAGCUUCAAUGAGUUAGUAGGGCCAUGAUCAGAGUUAUUAUCAACAAUAUCACUUCUUUUCUCACAUUUUUGCUGCCCAGUGACUUUAUAGAAAAGAGUUGAGAGUGAGGAUAAGGGACACUUAAAAGAGGAACUUAUCCAACUCUGACAGGCUUUUUACUGAACAUGGGUGUAAAAUUGUAUCGGGAAACUAGAUAGCAUAUUAUUGGUUAUAAUAGACUCAUAUAGCCUAGGCAAGUCAUGAUAUGUCUUUUUGAAUGUAAAAAAUCCAUGAGGAUGUUUUGGGAUUGUCCCUCCACCCUUUCCCAAGAUUUGGUUCCUUCCA